AUGGCACCUCAUACUCGAACGACCUGCUUCGAUGCUCGAUUGCUGCGCGGCCUUAUAGGCACUAUGGUCACCACAUAUGACCUUGUCUCGGAUGGCUCGUCACCAGAACCCACCUCCCUCGCCCCUUCCACUGAACCCUCUCGCGCUAAGACCUCCCCUGACACACCCUCUGCUCUAGUAGCUUCUCCAAUGACAGUCGUGUCUGCCUCGUCAGGGGUCUCCCGCACGUGGGUCAUCACGGAGAAGCUCUCGGAGAGAGCAGCUCCUCUGACAGAUCACGAUGUCAAGAUGGGCCGCGGGUCAGCUAAGACUGUUGGCAAGUUUUUGUGCUACCUUGCAGAGGACCCAGAGCAGAUAGCGUUCAUGCGUAUCUACCAACAGAUUCCCAUCACUGGAACGGAAGACGCUAGUAACGACACACUGGCUAGACAGGCCGUUCCUCCUGGGGUCUGUGGUGAGCUAGAGUGCUUCAAACUGUUGCAGAGUGGACGCUGUAGUGCUGUUCCUCGCUUCCUUGGCCACGCAGAAAGUACACAAGGAGAUGAUGGCCUCCUUCCUGGUGGCUACAUUAGAUACCUUGUGUGGGAAAAGGUCCCUGGGGAGCCUCUGACAGAGGAAUUCUUCUGGGGUUUGGAUGACACCGCACGCAAAAACAUCCGUUCUAAGUUCUGUGCCGCCUAUGAGUAA
Penicillium egyptiacum is the source of this 687-nucleotide messenger RNA. Lineage: Eukaryota; Fungi; Ascomycota; Eurotiomycetes; Eurotiales; Aspergillaceae. The record is from the annotation of a GenBank genome assembly.